AUGCCAGAAACCACCAAAAGUCACGUGAUACUGCUGUCGUGCGGCAGCUUCAAUCCCAUCACCAAGGGACACAUCCAUAUGUUCGAAAAGGCAAGGGAGUACCUGAACAAAACAGGACGAUUCAUCGUGAUCGGCGGGAUCAUUUCGCCCGUGCAUGACUCUUAUGGGAAAGCUGGCCUGGUGUCCAGCGGUCACCGCCUGACUAUGUGUCAGCUGGCCGUGCAGUCAUCCGAUUGGAUCAGGGUGGACCCCUGGGAGUGUUACCAGGACACCUGGCAGACCACCUGCAGUGUGCUGGAGCACCACCGAGACCUCAUGAAGAGAGUGACGGGCUGCAUUUUGUCAAACGUCAACACGCCGUCGUCGACUCCCGUCAUCGGUCAGCCGCAGACCCGGGCGCCGACCGCUUAUCAGAACCGCAACAACUUGAACCACAAGCCCACUUCUGUCAAACUUUGGGGCAAGCUGAGUGAGAGUUUGGGCAAAGUUUGCUGCAUGCGUCCUCACAUGGAGCGCUUCGCCUUCAUUGAUGAAAACGCCAACUUGGGACCGGCCAUGACGUACGAGGAAAUCGAGUUGCGCAUCUUGCUCUUGUGUGGAAGUGACCUCCUGGAAUCCUUCUGCAUCCCUGGCCUGUGGAAGGACAGUGAUAUGGAGGUGAUCGUGGGCGAUUUCGGCAUAGUGGUGGUACCUCGUGACGGCGCCGACACAGAACGCAUCAUGAAGCAGUCGGCAGUUCUGCGCAAACACCGGGACAACAUCUUGGUGGUGGAGGACGACCGCAAACAUCCUAUGGCGCAGGUCAGCUCUACCAAGAGCAGGCUGGCGCUGCAGCACGGAGACGGACACGUGGUAGACUACCUGUGCCAGCCCGUCAUCGACUACAUCCUGGACACGCAACUCUACAUCAACGCUUCGGGAUAG
Molecule: messenger RNA, 924 nt
Organism: Nerophis lumbriciformis (worm pipefish)
Lineage: Eukaryota; Metazoa; Chordata; Actinopteri; Syngnathiformes; Syngnathidae
Source: RefSeq, a predicted model, not a curated record